Callorhinchus milii (elephant shark) is the source of this 1432-nucleotide messenger RNA. RefSeq names its product prostaglandin E synthase 3 like (gene ptges3l). Gene Ontology annotation, cellular component: nucleus; cytosol. The transcript is spliced from 8 exons. NCBI's taxonomy places the organism in Eukaryota, Metazoa, Chordata, Chondrichthyes, Chimaeriformes, Callorhinchidae. The record is from RefSeq and is a predicted model, not a curated record. The coding region runs from base 232 to 717 and encodes 161 amino acids. Gene Ontology annotation, biological process: chaperone-mediated protein complex assembly; protein folding. Gene Ontology annotation, molecular function: protein-folding chaperone binding; Hsp90 protein binding.
GAUGACCAGAAACCCUUCCAAAAAUGGGCAAACUAAAUAUAGACACCAGGGACCUGCUUUUACAAGGCAGCAACUGCCUUAUGCGCGACUGUUUCCUAAACGUUUGUAAACUUGGUUGAAACCUUCGGCUGAAAACUUUCUUUUCCCUUCCAGUUUUCUUCUUUUUUUCCUCUCUUUUUUUCUUUCUUUCUCUCUCUCCUCUCUCUCUCUCUCUCGCUCUGGGACUCAACCAUGCCCAAUGGGGAAGAAGGAGCUUGCAGGAAACCCUCGGCGGCGUACGACCACAGGCAGCCGGCGAAAACCCAGUGGUACGACCGCAAAAACUACGUGUUUGUCGAGUUUCUGGUGGAAGACAGCAAAGAGGUCGACGUGAAGAUUAAAAAAGAUCGGCUGAUAUUCAGUUGCAAAACAGAGGAUAAUGUGGAGCUGUACAAUAACAUUGAGCUGUAUACAAGAGUGCAGCCCAGUGAUUCGAGAGAAAAGCGCUCGGAUCGUUCGGUGACGCUCUUCAUGAGGAAGGUGGAAGGUAAACGAGCCUGGCCGCGACUGACCAAAGAGAAGGUCAAGCACGUCUGGCUGAUGGUGAACUUUGACAACUGGAGAGACUGGAGCACCGACGAUGACCAACUCCUGGACAUCCAACAGUACGCGGAGAUGAUGAAAGACAUGAAGGACAAUGGCCCUCCGCCUUCGAUGGACGACCUGGAUGACGACUGACUGCGGAGACCGAGAACCGAGGGCCGGGCCGGAAGCCAGAGGAGGAAAGGGUCAGAAGCAAGGGAGAGACCAAUGGGGAAUACGAAUGGCCAUGAAGACAUUUUCCGUGUUGCUUUGAAGAAUCUAUUAAACCUCCCAAUACGUUUCCCGUACGAAGAGUGUGGUUUGUAGAGAAAAGUCAGGCGUGUGUGUGCGUGCGUGCAUGUUUAGUUGAGUGAGGGAAGCUUUUCCGAAGGCCGAGAGGUGAGUUGAGCCCCACACAGGGGCUCGUAACCCUGAUCUGUGCAGAGUUAGCGAGCAGAUCCCACCAGGGGCAGGAGCGAAGGGUGCACAGUUGGUAUCAGGGGGUAAAAAUCAGCCUGGGUCCCAGUUUGGAACUAUCUCCAUCUCUGAUCAGGACACGAUCACUUGGCUAUGAUUGCGUUCACCGUUAACAAUAACAGCAACAAAUUACAUUUGUGCAGCGCCUCACAAGAUCUCCCGAGGCGCUGGAAAGGCCCAAAGGCAAUAAGGAGCACUCGGGAGAGAGUUCGGGAUGCGGAGAGAUACCAGAGAACAUCUGUGGAACCGUCUCGAUUAGGAGGGAAAAGACACCAAAUGCUUUCAGGGGAAAUUGGGAUGUAUUGCGAUGUAUUUAAGGUGUGCUGUGGAGUGCAGAAACCCUGUGUGUUUGUUGCGUUCAUUUAUACCAGUGUAAUAAAGAGGUUUGUAUCAA